GAAGUGCCAAGUUGCACGAAUGUUAGUGCUAAAGCACUCAAUAAACAGGCGGAACCUUAUAAAGCCGAAAUCAAGAAAGCUGCUGAACGUUAUAGCGUUAGUCCAUCGUUGAUCAAGGCGGUUUCACCAGAAGGCGCGAUUGGUUUAAUGCAACUCAAGGCGGAUACUGCUAAGCGUUUUGGUGCAUUGGAUGCGUUCAACCCGGAAGCGAAUAUUGAUGCGGGGACGCGCUACUUAAGUUAUUUGCUGAAGCGCUAUCAAGGCAGUCUAGCUGAGGUAUCGGCGGCGUAUCUCAGCGAUAGAGGUACGUUAUGGCAGGAUGGAAGCGUAACGGUUUCCCUGAGC
Molecule: messenger RNA, 345 nt
Organism: Darwinula stevensoni
Lineage: Eukaryota; Metazoa; Arthropoda; Ostracoda; Podocopida; Darwinulidae
Source: the annotation of a GenBank genome assembly